AUGGAAUUCCAUCAACAUCCUACACAAAACUACGCGCAAUCGGCUGGCCAACAAAACUCGACACCCCCUCAUCACUUUGUUCAACAAGCUCCGGCGACUGGUUUCCCCAUUGCCUCAACGAACCACCAAUAUCCUCCGCAAACCUACAUGCAACACGCCGGCCAACCAAACUCGGCACCCCCUCAUUAUGUUAAUCCUCAACAAGAUGGCCAGGUCCCUUGGUCAACCGGACUCUACGACUGCUUCUCCGAUGUUCCAAACUGCUGCAUCACAUUCUGGUUUCCCUGUAUCACCUUCGGACAAAUUGCUCAUAGAGUAGACCAUGGCUCAGUCCUUUGUGAAGCAUGUGCGGCAAUCUAUUUGGUCAUCAGAAUGUUCACACGGUUCCAUUGCAUCUUCUCCUGGUUCUAUCGGUCCAGAAUGAGGAGUCGAUACAUGCUGGAGGAGAGUCCCUGCAACGAUUUGUGCGUUCAUCUCUGGUGCGAGAACUGCGCCUUGUGCCAAGAAUAUCGCGAACUCAAGAACAAUGGCUUCCACAUGUACCACGGAUGGCAUGGAAACACGACGGGGCAGCAAAAUCAUGGUAUGCCCAUGCAACCAGCUCCAGUGAUGGAAAGUGGCAUGAAAAGAUGA
Hibiscus syriacus is the source of this 633-nucleotide messenger RNA. Its product is annotated as protein PLANT CADMIUM RESISTANCE 2-like. The coding region runs from base 1 to 633 and encodes 210 amino acids. The record is from RefSeq and is a predicted model, not a curated record. NCBI's taxonomy places the organism in Eukaryota, Viridiplantae, Streptophyta, Magnoliopsida, Malvales, Malvaceae. The transcript is spliced from 5 exons.